UAAUUAUAUCAAUUAAUUUGAACUUGCAUUAAAAAAUCACAAUGAACAUUCAAUUUAUAAUUGUUGGCUUAAUUCUACUCACUACUUAUGCAGAAUGUAUUAUGUGGUUUAUGGAACCUAAUGGACAUAAGUGUUUAAAAGAAGAAAUCCAAGGAAAUGUUUUAGUUAGUGGCGAAUACGAAGUUUCAAUUGCUUCUGGUCAAAAAGUUGAUUUUGUGACUACAGAUUCUAAAGGACAUAUUUUAGCACAGAAAAAUGACGUACAGCAAGGGAAGUUAUCUAAAUUUUCAUUUGUAACUGAAACAUAUGAUACUUUUGAGAUUUGUUUUAUAUCUCAUGUGCCUCAUAACACAAUACAUGGUUUGAAUCAAGAAGUUUUAUUGAAUGUUAAAAAAGGCAUUGAAGCUAAAAGUUAUGAAGGUAUUGGGGAAGCAGCUAAGCUUAAACCUAUUGAAGUUGAAUUAAAACGCUUAGAAGAUCUAUCUGAAGCGAUAGUACAAGAUUUUGCUAGGAUGCGUAAAAAUGAGGAAGAAAUGAGAGACACAAAUGAAGCUACAAAUUCUCGUGUUCUUUACUUUAGUAUAUUUUCGAUGCUGUGUCUACUAUGUUUAGCUACUUGGCAAGUCUUUUAUUUAAGGCGUUUUUUCAGAGCAAAAAAACUUAUUGAAUAAUUCUUAUCACAUAUUGUAAUUAACUGGAGCUGUGCCCAAGUAUUGAAAAACUUGGUUGACUGUUGGUUAUUUCAUAAUGAAUUAUGUAAUAUAAAUCAAUGAAGUGAUUAUAUUUGCAAAAAUCUGAACAAAAUUCAAUAAUAGCAGAUUUACGCAUUAAAUGAAUUUGUUUUUUCAAAAAUAGUCCAUGCAAUCACUUUUUAUAUGAUGUAGUAUCUUAAGUAAAUUGUUGAAAAUAAGAUACAAACUUGUACAGUAAUUUAAAUUACUUCAACUUCAGACGAACCUA
This is a messenger RNA of Ceratosolen solmsi marchali, 960 nucleotides long. RefSeq names its product transmembrane emp24 domain-containing protein bai (gene bai). The coding region runs from base 42 to 671 and encodes 209 amino acids. The transcript is spliced from 5 exons. The record is from RefSeq and is a predicted model, not a curated record. Lineage: Eukaryota; Metazoa; Arthropoda; Insecta; Hymenoptera; Agaonidae.